AUGACGGCACCGCGGUCCCCUUCCCCACUUGCUGAUCAAGAUCUGGCUUAUCAGAGUCAGAAAGAGAAUCGAUUGAUUGUGGGGGUUGAUUUCGGCACGACUUAUUCUGCGGUGGCCGCCGUGUAUAGCGGGUGUCCGGAUGAAAUUGACAUAAUAAAAACAUGGCCUGGAGGGAACGGAAUCACAUCGGACAAAGUGCCGACGGAGAUUGGAUACUAUGACCUCCUAGACGCCCCAGACACACCGCUAUCACUGAAUGAUGAUGGUACCGAACCACCUCGCCCACAAGGCAUCAAAUGGGGCUUCCAAUUCAAGCCUGAGGAAACGCGCCUCCGCUGCAUCAAGCUGUUUCUCGACCACAACCAGAAGCUCCCGCACUUCGUCUCGCCCUUGGAGACAGCCGCACAGCUGCGGAAAUACGAGCGGACCGUUGGCGAUGCCGUGUCGGACUAUCUCACCCAGAUCUACAAGCACACGGUCGAAACGUUGACCAUGCGCUACGGCGAGAGCUUCAUGGCGCGGACGAAGGUCGAGUUCGUGUUGACGGUGCCGGCAGUCUGGUCGGAUGCAGCGAAAGCAGGCACACUAUCAGCGGCAGAAAGAGCUGGGAUGGGGAGUCGGCAUGAUUUGAAGUUGAUUUCGGAGCCCGAGGCGGCGGCGGUGUAUACGCUGAAAGCGAUCCAGCCAAAUCAUCUCAGUAUUGGCGACAACUUCAUCGUUUGUGACGCUGGGGGUGGGACUGUCGACCUAAUAGCCUAUCAGAUCACCCAGCUUAAUCCGCUACGAGUUGAAGAAUCAGCAGUCGGCAAUGGUGGACUCUGUGGAUCUGCAUUCCUUAAUUAUAGGUUUGAAGAGCAUGUGAAGCAGCGCAUCGGCGAAGAGCACUACAGUCGCAUGCGGGAAAAGAAGCCCAAGACCUGGAACAUGGGCCUCAAGUACUUCGACGAAUUCGUCAAACGGACCUACAGCGAAGAAGAGCACCAGGAAGUCAACAUCCCGUUCCCGGGAUUGCCCGACGAUGAAGACGCAGGGGUCAUGGACGGGUUCAUGACCAUGUCGCCCUCCCAAAUCAAAGAGAUUUUCGAGCCCGUGGUGAAGGAGGUGGUGGAGCUCGUGGAGGGACAGGUGAGCAGUAUCAGGGGGAAAGGGGGUGUCGUCUCCGGCAUUGUGCUAGUUGGUGGCUUUGGGCAGUCAAAUUAUCUCUAUCGAUGUAUGAAGGCCAAUUUCAACGCCACACCUCCACCGCCGUACACGGAGAAACCCACGCAUGCCGCCUGUACGGAUUCCUCGAGCGCCAUCGAGGUCAUGCACCCGAUGUAUGCGUGGACGGCGGUUGUUCGGGGGGCGGUGCUGAGGGGGUUGGAAGGGAGUAUGGUGAUUUCUAGAAGAAGCAGAUGGCAUUAUGGGACGAGUUACGCGACAGUUUUCGAUGCCACGAGGCAUCCAAUGGAAGAUCGAUACUGGAGUCCGCUGUGGGAGCGGUGGAUGGUCAGUGACAGGAUGCAAUGGCACAUUGCCAAGGAUCAGCAAGUGUCAGAGCAUAACCCCAUCUCCUUCCACUACACUCGCAAUUUCCGCCCCGGCCAAUCCCUCAUCGUCGAGGAUGAGCUCAUCGGCUGCAACGACGACGACGCGCCGGACGCGUACCACAAGGAGUUGACCACCGUCUGCACCCUGCGGACAGACCUCAACGCCGUCCCACGGUCCCUGUUCACGCGACUGACUACGACUAAAGGCGUGGAAUUUGAUAAUCUGGAUUUCACGCUCGAUAUGCGGAUUGAAAGCGCUGGUUUGACCUUUGAGUUGAAGGUCGAUGGCGUCCGUUACGGGGUCGUCGCGGCGAAAUUCCACUGA
Eremomyces bilateralis CBS 781.70 is the source of this 1854-nucleotide messenger RNA. RefSeq names its product actin-like ATPase domain-containing protein. The coding region runs from base 1 to 1854 and encodes 617 amino acids. Gene Ontology annotation, molecular function: ATP binding; ATP-dependent protein folding chaperone. The record is from RefSeq and is a predicted model, not a curated record. Lineage: Eukaryota; Fungi; Ascomycota; Dothideomycetes; Eremomycetales; Eremomycetaceae. The transcript has 5 exons.